AUGGCAAGUCAGAGGCCUCCAUCCAGUAUGGGCCGGCCUAUGAGUCGUACUGGAUCAGUGGUACCGGGAAGUGGAAGACCUAUAACAGCUGUUCGCCCUCCUCCUACUGCCAUCCGCAUACCAACUGGACUGAUUCCAGGUACAGGUGUGCAUCCUGGUUUAAGAGCUCUCGUUACCAGUCCUGGAAUCCUGUCAGCACAGAUUAAAGUGACUGAUAGGCCUGUGACCCAACAGGGGCUCAGUGGGAUGAAGACAGGGUUGAAGGGACCUCAGAGGCAAAUUCUGGACAAGUCUUAUUACUUGGGUCUUCUUAGGAGUAAGAUCAACGAGUUAACCACAGAAAUCAGCAAACUCCACAAGGAGAUCGACACCUUCAACCAGGAAAACUCUGUCUAUCUGUCAUAUGAAAAGAGAGCUGAAAGUUUGGCUGCUGAGAUCAGGGAUCUGCAGGGCCAGCUUGCUGACUAUAACAUGUUGAUGGAUAAGCUCAACACCAAUUCAGACAUGGAGGAAAUGAUCAACGACUACAACAGCCUGAAAGCCCAGAAUAACAGAGAGGCUGAAAGCAUUGACAGCAUCUUUAUUGAAAGACGAGAAAGGGAGGACGCCAUCAGGGUCAUUGAAGAGGAAAUCAAGAAGGAGAGGCGUGUCGCAGAGGAGAUUGUCCAAGCAAUGCCGGCUGCAAAGCAAGAGAAAUAUUUCACCAUGACGACGGACAAUGAGGAGCUGUUACAGGAGCUGGCUCUUCUCCAAGAGGAACUCGAUACAAUGCUGACCCGUAAGGAGGAAUACGAAGCAGAGCUGGCCCACUCGCAGAUAAAGCAAGAAGUAGUUCGGCUCCAUGAAACUUUGUCAACAUUAGAGGCAAAGCGGGACAACAUGGAGGCGGAGCACAAAAGCUUUAGCACACCUCAAGAGGAAAGAGAGAAACUACUGAAACAGGUGAAAGAGGACAAUCAGGAAAUUGCCAGCAUGGACAGACAGCUGGUGGAGAUCAGGGAGCGGUCAAGUCAAAUUGCAGAGGAGAUAAGACAACAGGAGCAGGACUCCGAGGAAGCUCAAGGGGAAUGCCAACAGAAGUACAAAGUUCUGAAGAAGAAAGAGGAGGAAAUUGAUGGAUUCCUGGAGGCCUUUGAGGAUUUAAAGACUCAAGAGCACAACAAGAUGGCUCAGAGUCAGGAGAGCAUUGUCUCUCUCUUGGAGCACUGCAGCAGGAACAUGUUGCGGCUCUGCCGAGUGGAUACAAUUACCGCCAGCGAGCUAAGGAACAUGCAAGACGUUCUGGUCAGCAAGGAGACAGAGGUGUCGCAGUCAGCCAGCACCGCCAGGGGACUGACCACUGAGUCUCACCGCUUGCAACAAGACCUGGAGAAAGUGCAACAGCUGGAGGGUAAGAUCACAGCAGAGCUGAGCACACUGAAGGAAAAUGUCAGCCAGAUGGAGUCAGAGCUGCUCACCUACAGGGAUCUUGAAACUCUAAGACACACCGCAGAAGAGAGGAAAACUAGACUGCAGGAGGAGCGUGUUGCCCUCACACAACGGCGAGACUCUUUCCGACAGCUUUUGGAGGAAAUGAGCCAGCAAUAUGAAGCGCUGAAGACCAAGCUGGAAGAGAAUGAGACCCACGCACAGUUGGCUAACCUGGAGAGGAAGUGGCAACAUUUGGAGCAAAACAACUUUGUCAUGAAAGAAUUCAUCGCCUCAAAAUCUCAGGAAAGCGACUUCGCCUCCGUUUCCAAGAACGUCUACGAACAAGUUGCAGAUUACAACAAGUGCCUCAUAGACUCACUGCAGAACAUCAGGAGCUAA
Nerophis lumbriciformis (worm pipefish) is the source of this 1809-nucleotide messenger RNA. The record is from RefSeq and is a predicted model, not a curated record. Lineage: Eukaryota; Metazoa; Chordata; Actinopteri; Syngnathiformes; Syngnathidae.